AUGGUGUCAUACACACCCGCACCACAAUUACUAGCGAGUGCCGUGGUAUAUAUCCGGGAUCGCGAGCGUAAUCCGAUAAAAUGCCGCGCCUUGUUAGAUACUUGUGCCACAGCUAAUUUCAUAUCGGGAUCUGUUCUGAAGCGAUUGAACAUUCAUGUAAGCAGAGGCGCGUUGCCAGUUGGUAUGAUCAAUGACGUAAAUACAGAGUCCAGAGGCAUAGUACGGAUCACUAUGCAAUCCAUGCACGAUAAUUAUCGCAGGGAUCUCACGUGUCUGGUGAUUCCGGUCAUCGCCGAUUUAGUUCCCUCAGAAGUCUUUCCGAGAGAAACGGUCAAAUUACCAUCGAACGUUAGAUUGGCGGAUCCGAAUUUCCACCUGCCGCGCGCGGUUGAUUUGCUGAUUGGCUCAGGGCUCACCUUAUCUCUGUUCUCCGUCGGACAGAUCAACUUGUCGCGUGAAGAUCACGAUCUGUAUUUACAGAAAACACGACUCGGAUGGGUGGUGGUAGGUGGUGUACCUUCGCAAGUUCCUUCAAAGCCUACGUGUUACAUGACGAAUCUCGAGAAUCAAUUAAACAAAUUUUGGGCAAUUGAAGAAGUCAAGGAAAUUAAGAUGAAAUCAGACGAGCAAAUCGAUUGCGAAGCGCACUUCGAAAGGACGGUGUCUCGCGACGCCGACGGGCGUUACAAGGUUCGUUUACCGUUUCGCAAAUCGAACACGCGGCUAGGGGAAUCGCGUUCCAUCGCGCUGAAACGUCUAUUGUCGCUGGAGCGUAAACUCAAUUCAAACGCGGCGUUAGGAAACGAGUACGCGCGAGUAAUCGAGGAGUAUUUGACCCUCCAUCAUACGUCAGCAAUAGAGGAUCCUGAUGACGACGGUUACUAUCUGCCGCACCUCGCGGUAAUCAAAGAAGCGAGUAACACGACUAAGGUUCGAGUAGUGUUCGACGCGUCGGCGAAGACGAACAACGGAAUGUCGUUGAAUGACGCGUUAAUGGUAGGACCUACAAUUCAAGACACGUUGUUCUCGCAUUUAAUUAGAUUCCGCACAUAUAAUUACGUCAUCACGGCAGACAUCGAAAAGAUGUAUCGCCAGGUGUUAUUGCACGAGGAGGAUCGCCGUUAUCAGAGAUUCCUCUGGCGCGUAGAUGGUAGAAUUAAAACGUUUCAGCUUAACACGCUUACAUUCGGUGUUUCGCCUUCUUCCUUCCUCGCGAUUCGAGUUUUACAGAAACUUGCGGAGGACGAACGUCAUGCGUAUAUCCUCGAGCGGCCGAGAUUCUUACCACACAUCUUUAUGUGGACGAUUUGCUAUCCGGCGCUGACACGAUCGCCGAGGCGCGUGCCAUCCGUGACGAAAUGA
Molecule: messenger RNA, 1362 nt
Organism: Vollenhovia emeryi
Lineage: Eukaryota; Metazoa; Arthropoda; Insecta; Hymenoptera; Formicidae
Exons: 1
Coding region: 1-1362 (453 amino acids)
Source: RefSeq, a predicted model, not a curated record